CCGAGUCGUAUAUCUGUACGCUCAUGUUUUCUCUUUGCUAUUCUUUUCUCAUAUUUUAAAUCUCAGUGCAUAAUCCUUUGCAACAAAGGCGUCUCCCCCGAGUGCGAUCUGAUAGGGUUGCGGCAAGGCUGGAACCACCACUGGUGCCACCACCUCCGGCGUCGUUCGGAUCCCAAAGUUCAUUAACCUCAUGGAACCAAAAAUUAGUGUACAAUAGAGACAUCAUUCCCCUACAGCAAUGGAGACGCCGGCACGAGACGGUGCCCUUCUGCAUCGUAACCGUCAGAUGCAAAUUCAACAUUGGCAAGAACGAACGAGUCACGAGAUCGAGCAACAAGAGCAAGGCGUCAACUCAAGGUUAAUUCAGAACUGUCAAGAUGCGCUACAGUGUCUUAUACGACAUCUAGAUACCGACUUGGUUUCUACCAGAGAACACAACACUCUUCGUCGCUGUCUUGCCUCGUUGCAACUGUGGUCAGAUGGAUAUGGGGUAACCACUGGUGUUCUCGAUAACAUCCUUGACCGUUCAAAAAGCCUUCGACUUACGACUCUAUCGAUCCUCAACCCCAUGUGUAAGGCUCUUUCACAAGGCCUAAGAACUCAUGUGCUCUCCACGAAGUAUAAAGAAACGGCUGUAUCGAUCUGCAGUGCUGCUAGCGAACUCUGCAGUCAAACAGAAUGGCUUUUGGUAGAUCAUAAGGAUGACAUAAGUGACAGUGACAACGAGUCCAGCAACAGUGAUGAUGAUGCGAAGAACAACAUACGCGAUCUCGUCAAGAGGGUCAGAACGUAUACGGAUAGCCUGAUAGACUUGAGUACCGCAUUGGAUUGUCCUGCUCUGGAACCCGAGCCCAAAGACAGGCCUAAUCUAGUGACACUGGAGCAGCGCUCCGCACAAGACUACCACACCGAUCUGAUCAAAUGCAAGUUUCCACAAGCUGAAAAGCACUUGCUACAAAGUCUAGGUCGGACUAGCUGGAGCCGGUAUCAGAGAAUGCAGCAAGAGAGGGAAGCAAGUAUGCUCGCACAGAGUUCAUGCAGCAAAUCACAGGUCGCUGGAUCAGAAUUUCAGGACUCAGGCAUCGGAACAUCUUUGCCUCGAGACAAUUCUACAUAUGCAGAGACCAUCAUAUCGUUCAUGACAAGCGUAUCAGAAGGCAAACGGGUCAAUAUCCCUUCUUUGCCUGCAGAGGCAAAAGAGGGUCUGCCGUUCGAAUGCACCGCAUGUGCUCGACGUGUUCAGAUAACCAACAACCGUGAUUGGAGAAAACAUCUCUACAUGGAUCUUCGUCCUUACAACUGCCUGUUCGUCAGCUGUAGUUUUACGCAUGAGCCGUUCGCCAAUCGACAGCUAUGGGUUGAUCAUCUCGAGCUUGGACACGGGUACGGCCCUACAUGGGAAGCUGUGCAUUGCCCACUUUGUCUUGAUACCACAAAGAGUGGCAAGAACGCCAUCUUGGUCCAUUUCGCACGACAUCUGGAGGAGAUCGCUCUAACAUCUCUGCCUCGCGAUGUUGAGUCGGAUACCGAAUCAGAAAGGACCACAGCGACACGUGCCAGUUCUGACUUCUCACAUGAGGCCUCGCCCAAAAGCAACCUAAAAGGCGACCCUCAUGUCCGAAUCCACGAAGAAGCGAAGGAGCUUCUAGGUGGAGACAACAGUCUACGCUUACCACCCUCAAGGAUUCUUGAUGCACAGUCUGAACCAGAAGAUGGAAAUUGGACAGACAACAUCGGACCCGAUUUAGAAGCAAUGGGCACAGGAGAAGAAGCCAAAGCAUCACGCUCCACCGAGAAUGAUGUAGACGAUACCACACGCAUCUGCAACACCUCGGAAGGCGAUGGUAGACUCUUUUGCACGGCGGAUGAUUCUUGCAAGACCUAUUUCACUGGUCGAUAUCGAAAAAGAAAUUUACGACGCCACGAACGCCUUGUGCAUGGUAAAUAG
Boeremia exigua is the source of this 1948-nucleotide messenger RNA. RefSeq lists its product as uncharacterized. NCBI's taxonomy places the organism in Eukaryota, Fungi, Ascomycota, Dothideomycetes, Pleosporales, Didymellaceae. The transcript has 4 exons. The coding region runs from base 239 to 1948 and encodes 569 amino acids. The record is from RefSeq and is a predicted model, not a curated record.